Messenger RNA from Letharia lupina, 1092 nucleotides. RefSeq lists its product as uncharacterized. Gene Ontology annotation, molecular function: oxidoreductase activity, acting on NAD(P)H. The transcript is spliced from 2 exons. NCBI's taxonomy places the organism in Eukaryota, Fungi, Ascomycota, Lecanoromycetes, Lecanorales, Parmeliaceae. The coding region runs from base 1 to 1092 and encodes 363 amino acids. The record is from RefSeq and is a predicted model, not a curated record.
AUGCCUUCUGCCCAAUUUUCCCUACCUGCCAAGCAGACGGCCGUUGUAGCUGACGGUGCCGGGAAGCUCAGUGUACGCCGCGAUGCCUCCGUGCCAAUCCUAGGCCCGGACGUAGCCAUGAUCAGGACUGCCGCCGUCGCCAUCAACCCGGUCGACGCCAAAAUGCUCGACUACAGUCCGGCGCCUGGAGCGAUCCACGGCUAUGACUUCGCCGGAACUAUCGUAGCGCUGGGAAAAGAUACGCCUGCGCAUCUGAAAGUUGAAGACCAUGUGGCAGGCUUCGUCCACGGCAUGAACCCAUUGCUACCUGACGUGGGCGCGUUCGCCGAAUACGUCGCUGCUUCUGCCGACCUACUGCUCAAGGUCCCAGACGGGUUGAGCUUUGAAGAGGCGUCGACAAUAGGCCUGGGCCUGUUCACCGCGGGACUGGGGAUCUUUCGAGAACUUCAAGUACCGGCAUCGCUGGAUCCGCCUGGCACAUUAGAUCCCUUCAUAUCUGAGUUUGUGCUUAUUGCGGGUGGUAGCACAGCUACUGGCACUCGUGCCAUUCAAUUACUCAAACUCGCUGGUCUUCGCCCCAUCGCCACCUGCUCGCGGUCCAACUUCGGGCUCUGCCGCCGCUUUGGCGCCGAAGAGGUCUUCGAUUACAGCAGCCCAGAAUGCUCUGCAGACAUCCGUGCUUAUACGCGCAACACCUUGGCGUACGCGUUGGACUGCGUAGCGGCUGCUGAUACCACCCAGCUGUGCUACAGCGCCAUUGGGCGGGCGGGCGGACGCUAUGUCACUGUCGAACCGUUUCACGAGGCCAUCACAUCAGCGCGACCAUUGACAGUCGAACCAUCAUGGCUGUUAGCGCUGACGGUCUUCGGGCGCAAAGUCAACCUGGACGGCGAGUAUGGGCGAGAUGCAAAUCCAGAGGACCGGAAGUUUGGAGCAAAAUUGACUGCCGACGUGCAGGCACUUCUAGAUCAGGGCAAGAUUGAUACACAUCCUAUUCAAGUGAUGACGGGAGGCUGGAAUGGGAUGAUAGAUGGAGUGAACAUCAUCCGCGAGCAAGCGCCGUCCGGGCGGAAGCUAGUCUAUCCCGUUUGA